GGCUCAUUUGCAAACAUAGGCGAUCGGUAAGGUAGGUUUAUAAAGAGAAGUCUAAAAUCACAGAUGUGUUAGAGCACUUUUACUUUUUUCUUUUUAGGCACCUUUUUUUUUGGUUGAGCUUUGAACGUGUUCAUCCAUGUCUGAAGAAGUUACCUAUGCAGAUCUAAAAUUCCAGGACUCUACCAAGACAGAAAAUACCAAGCGACUUGACAAAUUUGGGAAAAAAGUGCCUCCCGUUCCCUCCCGUGUAUGGCGUCAAACAACCUGGACUCUGAGUCUUCUGUGCCUUCUGCUGCUCGUUGGAUUGGUGGUCUUAGGAAUCAUGUUUUACCUAACUUUGAAAAUAGAAAUGGGAAAAUUGAAUAAACUACAAAAUAUCGAAGAAGAACUUCAGAGAAAUGUUUCUGUACAACUGCUGAAUAACCGGAACUCCUCUGAGAAGAUCAGGAGCCUGUCCAUUGCAUUGCAAAACGUAGCCACCCAAUUAUGUCGUGAGCUUUGUAGAAAAGACCCAGAGCACAAAUGCAAGCCUUGCCCAGAGAGUUGGAUAUGGCACAAGGAUCGCUGUUAUCUCCUAUCUGAUUAUUAUCUCACAUGGCAAGAGAGUGACAUGUUCUGUUCUGCUCAGAACGCCAGCCUGUUGACGAUGAGGAGUGAGAGUGAGCUGGAAUUUAUAAAAUCCAAGAACUUAUUUGACUAUUGGUUGGGAUUAUUUCCUAGAAAAGAUAAUAAACUCCCAGAGAAAAUUGAGAAUUUGGUUUUCCCUUCUGCCAGGUUUAUAAGAAACACUGGUGACUUAAAAAACAUGUAUUGUGGAUAUAUAUAUCAAACAUACGUUUAUUAUACUUCCUGCAGAGCAAGAAAAAAGUUUCUAUGUCAGAAGAUGGCCAAUCCAUCUUUGAACAUUGAAAGCAUACUAACCAGUGAUUUUCCUGAUGGAGGAAUGUAA
This is a messenger RNA of Lepus europaeus (European hare), 949 nucleotides long. RefSeq names its product C-type lectin domain family 12 member A (gene CLEC12A). NCBI's taxonomy places the organism in Eukaryota, Metazoa, Chordata, Mammalia, Lagomorpha, Leporidae. Gene Ontology annotation, molecular function: signaling receptor regulator activity. The record is from RefSeq and is a predicted model, not a curated record. The transcript is spliced from 6 exons. The coding region runs from base 137 to 949 and encodes 270 amino acids.